GGGAGAAAAGUCAAGUUCAUUUGCAUUAGCUUUUACACAUUUCUGGCAACGUCAGAGGAGUGUUUGUGAUAUUACGUGGACAUAAGUAUCAAGUAUAGCCGAUGUAAAAAGUUAAGCGGUUGUAAACGAACUUGAAAUUUAUUAGUUACCCUUUCUCUGAACAGGGCAAUGGGUUGGUUAAGGAGAUGGAUGCGUAGAAACACGCGACCGAUAACCAAAGAAAACGCUGAAUAUUGGAAGGGCAAACUGUCAAUUGUAUAUGCAAUUUGCGCUUGGCAUAUUUUUGGCUUCACUAUUUAUGGCUUGAUCAAUUCAAAACUACCACAGGAUCCGAACCUGUCGAUAGGUCAAAGAUAUGCAGAGAUUCUGAACAUUGAUUUGAAAACUCACAAACUACAUCGAAUUACCGGGUUUACCUACUCGGGAGUAACGAAUCAGGCCGAUUUUGACGAAAAUAAGGCAAAGCUUACCGAAACAGAGAGCACAUCGCUUUAAUGUAUACAUAGUUUUAAUACUUUCAGUUUGCAGUUUGCAAAUGCUAUAUUCACAAAAUAUAGUAUAUAACAAGAUGUGAUAUAAAAUAGAUUUUCUCAAGUCUUGAGUCAACUUGUAUAAUAACAGCGGGCAGGGCACAUCAAUGAAGCGUAUGGAUUUAAUGAAAUCCGUGUCAAACUUGCCCACGAGUUGGUUUAGUAACGAUCAUGUUACCGUGUUCAGGGAAGCGACCGUCUCAGAGCGACUGCCGAGUUGGAGCUGGUUGAUUCUGGGUUCAACUCCUUUAACCGUUGCUCCAUUUCACAUAAAAGAGCAGACCUAGGUAGAAUGUUUAAUAAAAUGUAAUAAUAAAAUUCACCUAAACCAUAGAAAUUCAUCA
Molecule: messenger RNA, 874 nt
Organism: Orussus abietinus
Lineage: Eukaryota; Metazoa; Arthropoda; Insecta; Hymenoptera; Orussidae
Exons: 2
Coding region: 169-495 (108 amino acids)
Source: RefSeq, a predicted model, not a curated record